Messenger RNA from Staurois parvus, 396 nucleotides. Lineage: Eukaryota; Metazoa; Chordata; Amphibia; Anura; Ranidae. The record is from the annotation of a GenBank genome assembly.
CAGCAGCAAUGGGAGGCCAUACAGCACCCUAUGACAAAAUGGAACCCACCAGCAGUGUGAGGAGACCUGAAAGUGGCACAUGGCAGAGUGUGGCGAUGGAGACAGCAGCAAUGGGAGGCCGUACAGGGACCCAUGACACACUCUGGACCUGGCAGCAGCAUGAGGAGGCGGUACAGGGGCCCAUGACAGAUUACGGGCCUGGCAGCAGCAUGAGAAGUCGGCGGUACAGGGGCCCAUGGCAGAGUGGCGGAGCGUAAGCAGCUAAAAUUGAAGGCCAUACAGAGGCCUAUGUUAAAAAGUCCCCCCAGCAGCAGCGUGGGGAGACGACUAUCAAGAGUCCAAUGGCAGAGUGGCGGAGCAGAAGCAGCUUCAAUUGAAGGCCAUACACAGGCCUAG